UAUACACUAAGCUAGAAGGGAGCCAGUCGUACACAACAUUUCACCUCGAGACACAGCACAAACACAUAAUGGCAGCGGCAAUCGGAAUUCUCAUAAUGGUUGCAGUAAGGAUCUCAAAGGUCAACACUCACGUCUGUACUUUCCAUGACCAAUAUGGCGAACUGUUUGUUGACUGUAGAGGGAGACAACUCCAGCAAGUUCCUGACGACCUCCCACGGAAUAUUACCUCUCUUGACAUCAGUGACAAUCAGAUAACAGUUCUGAGAAAUAUGACAUUUCAAAACUUAAACUGUCUUACGCACAUAAACCUGAACAAUAACUUACUUAUCACUAUGGAGCCUGAUGCCUUGGUGGGGAUAUUCAGUCUGACCACUCUGCUUCUUGCUAGUAACAAACUCUCACAGCACAACAACUGCUUACCCGAAGGACUUUUCCGAGACCUUGGGAAUUUGCAUACACUCAAUCUUGAGAAUAAUAAGAUGAAAGCAUAUCCAGAUUUGGUGUUAGCUCCCCUCACCAAGCUCCACAGCCUGUACAUUGACCCCGUUCCAGAUGCUGUCUUUGGGUCUGGAUUCUCCAAACUGACAAAUCUCAAAGUUCUCAAGAUGGAUGGUGGUCAUUGUUCAUUAGAAAAAUUAACAAAUGAAACGUUUCAAAGUUUAAAUGAAACUAAACUUGAGGUACUCCUUCUAAAUCACUGUCACCAUUUAACGUUGUGUGAGAGUGGUGUUCUUGAACCGUUGCCCUUCCUCAAACAUCUGGAACUAACCAACAAUGCCAUCGGUAUCCAAAAGGUUUUACAUCUUCUUUAUCCUCUUGUUGGAAGGAUCAUGACUAGAAUAUGGUUGAACAACACAUUUAAAACCCCUGCUCGCUUAAAGGAAGAUGUAGAUGACCGUAUCCUAACAGAACACAGCACACGCUUUUUGACUCAGAUAUGUGUUUUAGAGUUGUCCUUGAAAGGUAACCGGAUAUGUUUAAUUGAAACAGGUUCUUUAAACAAGUCACCCAUCCGUGAAUGUUUGGAAGUGUUUGAUCUCUCAGAAAACCGUCUCAUUGGAGAUGCACGUUUUGUGUUAUUCGUUGCGGUGUUCUCACAAAUGAGAUACCUGGACUUAAGUCAUCAACAUCAUACAUAUGACGGAACUUUAGGCAGAUGGGAAGGAGCAGAAGGGAGGAAAAAGGGGAACCUCACACUGAUGCUACCCCCAAAACUCCAUUAUUUUGAUGCAACAGAAACAUUCAUGUUGGCAGAUACGUAUGAUGAAAUCACGUUUACAAAUACAAAAAAUCUUGACACAUUGCUUUUUGGAUACAACCAAGAACAUGAUCGUGCUCGUGUGAAAGGGUUGGAGAAUGUAAGUCACGUUGACUUAUCUGGAAACAAACUUGGCAAUGUAACUGGAGACUUUUUUAAGUCAUUUUCAAACGUCAAAACGUUAUCUUUGAAAGAUUGCAACUUACAAUUUGCCAAUGAUGUGCUAAGAGCUCGAAAUAUAUUUGGUGCUCUUAAAUUAGUGGUAUAUUUGGAUCUUUCGUUGAAUGGUCUCCAAUUAUUCCCAUUCAUCCUAAAUCAAAAUAGAAUCAAAUAUCUUCAUCUUUCGCAAAACAAAUUUGAUACCAUUCCGAUUGUGACAACUACUUUUCCAAGUCUUACGCUUCUGAACAUGUCAUAUAAUAUGAUAGGACAUUUGGAUAAGUAUACACAAUCUGACUUGGAUUCCUCAGCCGAAAGAAACCGUCUAAAAGUCAUAGUUACAGGCAACACAUUUUCUUGUGGCUGUGAAAAUCUGGACUUCAUCCUGUGGUUGAUAGACUCACCAGUAAUUUAUGAGUCUGAUAGGAAUUUCCCUUGUUUUCAGGACAAUGGACAAAUGACAAGAACUGUUGAGGUUGUCAGGAAUUACAUCAGUAUCCACCGUCACUGUACUGGUAUAUGGAUGUUCACUCUCACAGUCCCAUGUUUGACUGUCUUCCUGACGUCUAUUGUAACUGUAUACCUUAUCUCCAAGAAUCCAACAAGAUUCAAAAACAUACUCAUGGGAAUACUUGGGUUUGGCGUCAAGUAUCUUACUCGAAAAGACUUUUCUUUCACACUCUACAUUGGAUAUUGUGAAGCUGAUAUUCCUUUUGUUUAUCGGAAACUUCGGCCUGCAUUAGAGCUUUGUAAUCACCCAGUGCGUCUCUUCUUAAAAGAUCGUGAAGUACUUCCGGGUCAUGACAUUGCUGACGGAAUUAUAGAAGGUAUUAACAAAAGUUGGAAGACUGUUCUUGUUGUAUCACAUGAUUUCCUUGAAGACCCCUCUGCCUGGUCACAUUUCACCAUCAAUGCAGCAAUAUACUCCAUGAAUGCCCUCAUUCCUAACCGGAUAUUGAUCUUACUGGUGGGUGACAUUGAAGCAGGGGACCUUCCCCAGUGUCUGUUGAACAUGGUUGAGGAGGAAUUUAUAAUACACGUGGACGAGUACCCUGAAGAUCAGACAGCGUUGUGGAAACAUCUGAGAGAGAUUGCAAAUUUGAAACAAUAAUGGCUUAAUAAGUGGUAUGAUAAUCGGUUACUAGGCUGGUUAAAAGUGAUGCAAUGUCUUUUUUCAUUCGUGUUACCAUAUACUGAUCAUGAUCUCUGAAGGUAUUUACUUUAGUACCUUACGUCCAGGAGGCCUGUUGUGAACCACUGCCGGGGAUUCAUCUUGGAGUGGAUGUACAUUACAUACAGGUAUUUUCUGUAUGAAAAUUCUGUAUGUCACAUCCCAGAACCGUCUAUUGUAUUCGUCUCCAGAUGUUUAGGAAGCUUUUUAUGAACCACUGCCAGGGAUUAAUUCUGAAGUGGAUAUAUAUUACGUGCAUGUUGUACAAAGAAUCAUUGCAGUGUUUUGUAAGUGAAUACAAUGUGUUUUGCUGAAGUAAACAUGUGUUUUAUUCACAUUAAAUUAAUCACGGUUUCACAUAUUCCUUCACAACCCAAACUAUAGUAAAACAUAUUUAUGUCAUAUGAUUUGAACUGUAACCAAUGCAUGUCUACAAUUGUAAGUCCCCAGAAAACUGUGCAUGGAGAACGAGGCGAUUGAAUGGAUCAGGUGGUCAGACUCGGUUGAUUGAUAUGAACUACAUAGAUAUGGAACAGAAAACCCAUUUUGAUGAAGCUUGGCCAAUCUGACCAAUGACUAGAAAUAUAUGAGUAUAUUUUCAGCGCUUCAAGAUUUACUGUUUUCGUUGAACUGACAACUGUAGACCCACAAAACAUUUUCAGAAUAUCAACUAAAACGAUUGUGUUGGGGGUAUUAUUAUUGUUUUCAAACAUUAUCGGGAAGAUAUUAAUUUUGUCUCUAUUGGUUCUACGAUUACCUCCAUGACACAGAGGCUGUGCAGGUGAUCAGGAUAUGUAAAAUAAUAUUAGAUGUCAUCGCCAGAGAAUAACCAAUUAUCAGCUGAAACAGAUUCCAUGUUGGUUGUGGUGUGUUUGAUUUGAUUAUUGAGGAUAUUGAUGAUUUUAUGUCAUCGCUAAGACGCUUUUGUUAAAUCUAAAUGGUGUGAUCACUUCUGACAUGAUCAUCAUAACGUAACUCAAAUCACAUGAGUUUGUGAGUGAAUAUUGUUUUACAUAUGGCUAAUUACUUUGUGUAAUUAAGACACAAAGUCAUCAAGUUCACUCCUUACAACAAGCUGACAUUAGUUAACUAUUAUGACAGUGGCGUUGGGGUAGCCUAGCGAUUACAGCGUUUGCUUAUCCUUUGGGUUCGAUUCCCCACAAACAUACAAUAUCCAUUUUUGGUGUUCCACGAUGAGAUAAUUCUGGAAUAAUGUUAUAAUCAGCGUAAAACCACAAUCGCUCACUCUUAUGACCAGAUUGAGAUUAUAGUGUCCUUCGAUGCCGCGGAAUCCGCACAAUGGCGCUUGCCAGAUUGGAAAGGAGGAAAGAAAUUAAUUGUUGGCCUGUUUCUAAGCUCAGGGCAAUAUUGAAUGACCGCUUCAUCCACUUUCCGUCAAAUGAUAAUACCAUCGUUGUGUGUCACAAGCUGUCAUGAAACAGCGUAAAACUCAACAUGUACUCAACUUGACAAUGAAUGUAUGCUGAGUUGAGGAUGUCACUCUCAGAAAAUAUUUCAGUGUAGAAUUAUACAUGAACCAUUAGGAACCGCAUACAAAUCAUAUACAUGCAUAAAAAGUUGGGUAAGUAAAUUUAAAGUUUAAAGCAUUUUUGUUUGUGCAGUCAAUCUAUGAUGAAAUGUAUAUGACCUAUUGAA
This is a messenger RNA of Haliotis rufescens (red abalone), 4244 nucleotides long. Its product is annotated as toll-like receptor 4. Gene Ontology annotation, cellular component: membrane. The record is from RefSeq and is a predicted model, not a curated record. The transcript is spliced from 2 exons. Bases 69 to 2528 code for a protein of 819 amino acids. Gene Ontology annotation, biological process: toll-like receptor signaling pathway; inflammatory response; immune response. Gene Ontology annotation, molecular function: protein binding; transmembrane signaling receptor activity. Lineage: Eukaryota; Metazoa; Mollusca; Gastropoda; Lepetellida; Haliotidae.